UCAGUGUUAAAGUUGAUCUGCUCCUAGAAUCAUCGCUUUUUGUUUUAGUUCUUUCAACAACACAAAAAUAUAUACAAAUUUAAUAAAACACAAUUUCAUAUAAAUACGUUAAAACAUGGAUCCCAGCCCUUCAUGUUCUGGAAUGCUUUAUAUUUACAAUAUAUACUUUUUCAAAAAAUGCAGCAAUAGAACGAACUCAGAAAAGGAUGUGGUAGCUUUAAAAAAAACCUUUAAGACAAUGAAUUGGGAUGUUUGCGAUUUAUCAGAAGACACAUUGUCUGAUAUAAGGAAACAAGAAAGAACACCGAAACUGGGCAAAAGUGAAUUGGAAAGGAUUACAAAGAAAAUGAAAAAAAUAAGCAAAAUCCAAUUUCCUACGAACUGCCAAUAUGUGGCAUUUGCAGUUUUAACUCAUGGCGCCAGUGACGGAAUUAUUCAUCUAUACAAAGAACAAUGUGAUCUUAAAGAAACGUUUUUGGAACCGCUUUUUCGCAAUGAUUCAUUACAAAACAAAUUAAAAUGGCUUAUCUAUCCUGGUUGCAGAGGAGCGUGUACAUAUGAAUCUUUUAGUGGAAAUCACAAUUUUUUAAAUUAUCGAUACUAUCUUGUAUCUUAUGGUACUAAUGAAGGUUAUACUACAAGACGAGGUAAGAAUGGAAAUGUAUUUAUACAAGACUUAUGUUCGGUGCUAAGAAAGCAGAAAUUUAAACAUGAUAAAGAUGAUAUUUUAACUAUUUUAAACGAAGUCAAACAAAAUAUGGAAAUUAGGAAACAUAAACAAAUACCAGAAAACGAAACGAAUUUAGCUUCCAGAAAAGUGUAUUUAUAUAAUAACUAGUAAUUGACAAUACUAUUUAAUAUAAUUUAUUUAUAACAUUAUAACAAAUUUGUAUAAUAAACGUAUAGCUUUUGUUCACCAAAUGUAUAAUUUUAAACUCAAUAAAAUUUAAAAUGUAAAAACUUUUGUAUACAUGUCUUAACAAUACAAUUCUAAUAAAAAAGUUAAAAAAAAAUA
Messenger RNA from Eupeodes corollae, 1015 nucleotides. RefSeq lists its product as uncharacterized. The transcript is spliced from 4 exons. Gene Ontology annotation, molecular function: cysteine-type endopeptidase activity. Lineage: Eukaryota; Metazoa; Arthropoda; Insecta; Diptera; Syrphidae. Gene Ontology annotation, biological process: proteolysis. The record is from RefSeq and is a predicted model, not a curated record. The coding region runs from base 116 to 838 and encodes 240 amino acids.